Molecule: messenger RNA, 4621 nt
Organism: Spea bombifrons (plains spadefoot toad)
Lineage: Eukaryota; Metazoa; Chordata; Amphibia; Anura; Pelobatidae
Gene: ADGRA1
Product: adhesion G protein-coupled receptor A1
Exons: 19
Coding region: 133-4041 (1302 amino acids)
Biological process (GO): cell surface receptor signaling pathway; G protein-coupled receptor signaling pathway
Cellular component (GO): postsynaptic density; glutamatergic synapse; plasma membrane
Molecular function (GO): G protein-coupled receptor activity; protein binding
Source: RefSeq, a predicted model, not a curated record
UGAAAUCACUUUAUUGCGUAUGUUUUUCUGAAUUCUGGCUGCGCGGCGACAGUAAAAAUAAUUCCCGGCAACUUUUUUGUUUUUCCGGAGGAAUGAAAUUUUGAAUGCUUGGCGUUCCGAAGAUGUCCUAACAUGGAUGGUGCGCAGCUGCUCCUUCUGUACGGGGUCUCGCUUUUAGCUCUCGCAGGCAGCUUGCCUGCUAGCCGGAUUUGCCCGGACCUCAUUAUUGACAGCUGCCUGUGCUCGGCCGAGCGCUCCAAAGGACUCGGGAGGCAAAAACCCAGCCACAUAAAAGUCAUCUGCAAUGGAGGGGACUUAAUGGAAACACUACAGCCUUUCCUACUGCCCAACAAAACAGUCACCCUGAUUCUCAGUAAUAACAAAAUCUCACUUGUGAAAAAUAGAUCCUUCUUCGGAUUAAACUCCCUCGAGAAACUGGAUCUGAAGAAUAACUUGAUUAGCACCAUUGAACCUGAGGCAUUUUAUGGACUGGCUGAACUGAGGCGUCUCGAUCUCUCAAAUAAUCGGAUCGGCUGCUUAUCCCAAGAAAUGUUCUUAGGACUUCACAACCUACAUAAACUGAAUUUAUCAGGAAAUAUUUUUUCAACUCUCACCCCCGGACUCUUCCAAGAAUUAACAUCUUUAAAAGCUAUAUUUUUCAAUUCAGAGUCGCUCAUCUGUGACUGUAAUCUUAAGUGGAUCUUACACUGGGCUGCAAACUCUUCGGUUCGAAUUGGGGAGGAAACGCGUUGUGGGCACCCGAGUUCUGUACGCGGCCUGGCGUUCUGGUCCUUGGGAGACACACAGUUAACGUGUGAUGGCCCACCAGAAAUCCCUCUCUUUCACAUAAUACCAUCCCAGACGCAGAUCGUAUUCCGCGGAGAUCGCCUUCCGUUCCAUUGUACCGCCACCUACAUGUCUGAAGCCACCACUAUUUACUGGGUUCAUGACGGAAAACGCCUGGAAACCGAUGAGGAACGUGGGAUAUUUGUAGAAGAGAGUAUCAUACAUGACUGCUGCUUAAUUACACGGGAUCUCAUCCUGUCCAGCGUUGACAUCGAGGCGUCGGGAGACUGGGAAUGUCACGUGAAUACAACCUACGGAAGUAUUACUAAAAAAAUAGAGAUUGUAGUUCUGGAAACCAGCGCAAGAUACUGCCCCGCGGAAAGAGUUAUAAACAACAGAGGGGAGUACAGGUGGCCUAAAACGUUGGGUGGAAUCACCGCUUUCCACCCGUGCGACGGGUUCCCAUUCAGCUCAAUGUUAUACUCCGGACAGAGAACGGAGCAGAGAGCAUGGCGUAAGUGUGCCCGCACUGGACAGUGGGCAGAAGAAGAUUAUUCCAACUGCCCCUUUUCUCACGAAGUCACCAGACUUCUCCAUGCAUUUAGUCUGAUGCCGGUUAAUGGCACCAACGUCCUUGAUUAUGCGCAACAAUUAUUGGGCUACACCGGAGGAGCGUCUGACUUUACAGAUAAGAUGGAUGUCAUUCUGAUAGCGGAAAUGAUGGAAAAGAUGAUAACGUUCGUGGACCAGGUCGGCCAUCUCGGAGACGCAUUGAUUGAAAUUGCAAGUAAUAUCAUGUUAGUUGAUGAUCACAUUCUUUGGCUGGCACAGAGUGAAGCAAAGGCUUGCACCAGGAUCGUAAAGUGUAUAGAACGUAUAUCAGACGUGUCACUAAACAGUAAAGCGUCGUCAAAGGCUUCCCCAAACAUCGCACUGGAGGCUCUUAUAAUCAGCCCGGCAAGCUUCAUUGGCGUGACUUGUGUCGCCUACCAGAAAACAUCUGUAAAUUCGGAGGAAUCAUUGAUCCACGGUAAUGGGAACGGGAAGAGCGAAAGGACUCAGAAUUUAAUUGUGAAAUGCAAUUCCGGCAAUCUCAGUGGCUCCCUGCUAAACUGGUCUGCAAAAAACACCGUAGCUGUUGCUUCUCUCCAUUUGCCACGGUCUGCCUUCGCACCGUCCCUGCAAUCUGUUGAUAACUCCACUCGCAAGCUACGGGUUAUCGUCUUUCGUAAUGGUAAACUCUUUCCUAUCGCCGGGAACUCAUCGUAUGUCACAGAUGAUGGUAGACGUCGGCCAGUGGCCACGCCAGCUGUGUUUUACAAAAUAGAUGGAUACAGUUUUGGGAACCUCACCAACCCAGUGACUAUUGCCCUGAGACACUUUACGGAGGGUGUAGACCCCAUUGCUGCAUUUUGGGAUAGUGACCUUCCUGGUGGACAUGGGGGCUGGCGUGGAGAAGCCUGCCACCUAAUCUCUUCCGUAGCCAACAUUACCACCAUUCAGUGCGCCCACUUCGGUAACUUUGCCGUGCUAAUGGAUUUGAAGACGGUUCUGUCCCUGCAGCAGUACCCGGGGGAGUUCCUGCACCCCGUGGUUUAUGCCUGCACCGCUGUGAUGUUGUUGUGUCUGUUUGCUUCUAUCAUCACCUACAUUGUGCAUCACAGCGCUAUUCGGAUCAGCAGAAAAGGAUGGCAUAUGCUGCUCAAUUUCUGUUUUCAUACAGCGCUAACUUUUGCCGUGUUUGCUGGAGGAAUCAACAGAACAAAUUAUCCAAUAAUAUGUCAAUCCGUCGGAAUCCUGUUACAUUACUCUAGUCUAUGUACGGUGUUAUGGAUCGGAGUGACUGCAAGGAACAUCUAUAAGCAAGUGACAAAAAAACCUCAGCAGUGUCCAACUAGUGACCAACCUCAAUUUCCAAAGCAGCCAAUGCUCAGGUUCUAUCUGAUAAGCGGAGGGGUUCCCUUCAUUAUAUGUGGAAUAACCGCUGCUACAAACAUGAAACAUUACGGGAACGAAGGCAACGCAGCAUACUGCUGGAUGGCCUGGGAGCCGAGUCUCGGAGCGUUCUACGGCCCCGUUGCGUUCAUCGUGCUCGUCACCUGCGUAUACUUUCUGUGCACCUACGUUCAGCUGAAACGCCACCCCGAACGCAAGUACGAACUGAAGGAGCGGACGGAGGAGCAGCAGCAGAGGUUGUCGGGCGUGGAAAUGGGUCACAGCCAUAUCACCGAUGUUGGGCCAGUUUCCCAGGCGACUUGCUCGAUGAUUUCGUCUUCUCUGUUGGAAAACGAACAUUCGUUUAAAGCCCAGCUGCGGGCCGCUGCUUUCACUCUCUUCCUAUUUACCGCCACGUGGACUUUCGGCGCCCUGGCAGUGUCUCAAGACCAGUUCCUGGAUAUGAUAUUCAGCUGCCUGUACGGAGCCUUUUGCGUAACCCUUGGGCUCUUCACCUUGAUCCACCACUGUGCCAAGCGAGAUGACGUUUGGCACUGCUGGUGGUCCUGCUGCCCGUCGAAAAGAAAUGCCUACGCCGUGCCGGCCAACGCGCGCCAAAAGGUCAACAUCAACGGCGACGCUCAGGUGCACACAACCUGCAUUCAAGACUCACCGUGUCCUAAUAAGUCCCCCAUGUACAACCACCCACCGGUGGGCCACUGCAAGCUUACCAACUUGCAAGCUGUUCAGAACCACGUCAACUGCCUUUCGCCGGUCACACCGUGUUGUGCAAAGAUUCACUGUGAACAACUGAUGGAAGAUGACACUCACGUCCACGUGCACAACGAAAGUGCGUUCAGACCCAACAUGCAUGUGCACAGGUGCCUGAAAAGCAGAACUAAACCCCGUUACUUCAGUCGCCACCGGUCCGCGGCGGAGAGGGAGUACGCGUACCACAUUCCUUCUAGCAUUGACGGUAGCAUCCACAGCUCACACACAGACAGCCCGCACAGCACCCACGAGGGCCAGACGGGCCACCGAAGGGGCUGCUGCGCCGGUGGCGAUCCUUACCCUACAAUCAACCAACCGGAAAGCAGCGACGCCAGUACCGCCAUAUUUAGUUGCGGCAAAAUGCCAGAAAGUGACGCUGUGCAUCAUACGACUCACUUUGAAAUGCAUGCGCGGAGACAGUCAUACCCGUUCAACACCACGAAUCCUAGCGGUAUACUGAAAGGGAACAUGCACGAAGCCAUGAUCUAUAGCUCGGACAGUACAGGAAACAUUAAAACCGGCCCGUGGAAAAAUGAAACUACUGUGUAGUUCAUCGAUUUGUUCCAUUUGUCUAUCCACGCUGAUAAACAUGCGCUGUGUUUUUAAUUUCACCCGUUAAAUGUUUGUACGGCACACCAUUACAUUGUAACGUUGUAAAACGCUUGGCUCUGUAUUUUUUUAUGCAAAGAAAUUUACGAAAUAGAAAAACAUGGCAACUGUACGGAUACAUUGCAGAGGAUUAAUAACUUUACUUGUUUUGCAAAGGACCGCGCAAUUGAUCAAAGAGGCAAUAUCCCGAUUCGUUUCAAUCAUUGUUGUUCUUCUUUCGUUUUGUUUUAUUUGUCUGAUAAACCCCUUUGCACUUCUAAAACAAAUAGAUAUGGGGCAGUUGCGAUACAUGGGUGGUGUUUCAGGGAUAGGUAACCUCUGACACUCCAGAUGUAGCAGAAUAAACCUUUCGUGAUCCCGCGCUCUCCGGUUCCUCCGAUGUUGAGCCAUCUGAGAUGGACUGUGCCGUGAAGAACGACGGUAAGGGGACCAAUCCUAAGAAAAACAUUGGACCGUGAUCAGUUUACAGCUCGAUAUAUUUAUGAAAAUAAAUCAAUGCAGCCAGCAUUUCUUCUAUUGA